AUGUCUUCCCACGUCUUCUUCGACAUCACCAUCGGCGACCGCCCCGCCGGCCGCAUCAUCAUGCGUCUCUACACCUCCGUGACGCCCAAGACGGCCGAAAACUUCCGCGCCCUCUGCACCGGCGAGAAGGGCAACGGCAAGGCCGGCAAGCCGCUGCACUACAAGGGCUCGACCUUCCACCGCGUCAUCAAGAGCUUCAUGAUCCAGGGCGGCGACUUCACCCAGGGCAACGGCACGGGCGGCGAGUCGAUCUACGGGGAGAAGUUUGCGGAUGAGAACUUUGAGAUUAAGCAUACCAGGCCUUUCUUGCUUUCCAUGGCCAACGCUGGACCGGGCACCAAUGGCUCGCAAUUCUUCAUCACCACCGUCCCAACCCCCCACCUCGACGGCAAACACGUCGUCUUCGGCGAAGUCCUCCGCGGCAAAUCCAUCGUCCGCAAGAUCGAAAACCUGCGCACCAACCCCGACGACCGCCCCGAGAAACCCGUCGUCAUCGCAGACUGCGGCGAGCUCACCGAGGCCGAAGCCGAAGCGGCGGCCGACGACGCAGCCACCUCCGCCGUCGCCGACGCCUACGGCGACAGGUACCAAGAUUACCCGGACGACCUGCCCGACUCGCCCUCGGCGACUGAGAUUCUCAGGAUCGCUACGGAUUGCAAGGGCUAUGGCACGGCGGCCCUGAAGAAGGGAGACUUGCCGGCGGCGAUAGACAAGUAUGAAAAGGCUCUGCGUUACCUCAACGAGGACCCGGACCUCUCCAAGGAGCCGGAGAAGACGGGCCAGGAACUUGACAAGCUCCGCUUCGCGCUGCAUAAUAACCUCGCCUUCGUGCACCUCAAGCUCGAGGCCUGGUCCGACGUCAUCGCGUCGGCAACCAGCGCCCUUAACAUGCGCGACCCCAGCGGCGAGGUCAUCACCUCCGGCGACAGGACCAAGGCCCUCUACCGGAGGGGUCUCGCCUACUUGAACCGUAAGGACGAGGAAAGCGCUCUUAGGGAUUUGACCGAGGCGAAAAAGCUUUCGCCGAAUGAUGCGGUGGUUGCGAAGGAGUAUGCUGCGUUGAAGAAGAGGAGCGAUGACAAGGAUAAGAAGAUGAAUGCCGCUUACAAGAAGUUUUUCGCGGAUUAG
This is a messenger RNA of Scedosporium apiospermum, 1128 nucleotides long. RefSeq names its product 41 kDa peptidyl-prolyl cis-trans isomerase. Bases 1 to 1128 code for a protein of 375 amino acids. Gene Ontology annotation, molecular function: protein binding; peptidyl-prolyl cis-trans isomerase activity. NCBI's taxonomy places the organism in Eukaryota, Fungi, Ascomycota, Sordariomycetes, Microascales, Microascaceae. The record is from RefSeq and is a predicted model, not a curated record. The transcript is spliced from 2 exons. Gene Ontology annotation, biological process: protein folding; protein peptidyl-prolyl isomerization. Gene Ontology annotation, cellular component: intracellular membrane-bounded organelle.